Messenger RNA from Eriocheir sinensis (Chinese mitten crab), 4209 nucleotides. RefSeq names its product GATOR complex protein Iml1-like. Bases 517 to 3072 code for a protein of 851 amino acids. The transcript has 17 exons. The record is from RefSeq and is a predicted model, not a curated record. Gene Ontology annotation, molecular function: GTPase activator activity. Lineage: Eukaryota; Metazoa; Arthropoda; Malacostraca; Decapoda; Varunidae. Gene Ontology annotation, cellular component: lysosomal membrane; GATOR1 complex. Gene Ontology annotation, biological process: negative regulation of TORC1 signaling; positive regulation of autophagy; cellular response to amino acid starvation.
CACAGCAGUAGGUAGUUAUUCAUGCAGGAAUUUAUACAUGGGAAAAAGGAAUCGCAAUGAAAGUAAACAGCAGCGCCGUUACAAAGGCUGACCCGACACUGGUGAUGAGUAAACAACAGAAGGAGAACCCAACCAGCCUCCUAAAACACUCGGAAGAAGAAGAAGAAAUUAUAUCAUACACUCCUGAGCAACCUGCAGCUUCAGGGGCCUAGAGGUCAUGGUUCUAUGGCCUAUCCAGCUCCCUAAGACACUGCAGGAGGAGGAGGCCGACGCUCGUAUAAUUCCGACGGAGGCUGCUGGAGUUAGUUCCCAGCAACCCAUGUAACCACAGUUUCCGAGAGGGAGAGAAGACGGUGUGAUGCUGUGCUGUUGAGUGCAAAUAUAAUGCCUGGAGACAGCAGACCCAUGGAGCAACAACCUGAAUGAUGUGCUUGACCUGCCACGCCACGUCGUCUUUAGUUAGCACCACCACCACCUCCACUUCCACCACCACCUGCCAACACACUGCCCUCCACCAUGAACAAGCUGAAGCUACAGAGCCACCAGAAAAACUACAGGGAGGAGGACCUGCUGGUCAAUGUGAAGGACUUGGGGCCGGACGUGAAGGCUGGCGAUGUCAUCGAGAUCUACCACCCUGAGGAUGACCUGCCGCGCCUCCUCCUGAAGAUUCCCUCCACCCUGGAGGACAUCAACCUGCAGAAAGACACCAUCAGCAUUGAGCAGAGCAUCGCCGCCACCUUCCAGCUACGUAACUACAAGGAUGUAAUCGUGAACACCGUGGAGCCCAAGGCAGUGGAGCUGGAGUUGGUGGAGCUGACCUUCAAGGACCAGUACCUCGGCCGCUCAGACAUGUGGAGGCUCAAGAUGCACCUCGCAAACUCAGUCGUGUACCUCAACAAGAAGAUAGAGUUCUGUACCAGCAGCAUACGCUCGCAGGUGUACGAGAUGUGGGCCCAGGGCGGCAAGGUGGCCUGCGGAGUGGUCACCGACAGCACUAAGGUGGUGUACCGCUCCUCCACCAGCAUGGUCUACCUCUUCAUCCAGAUGAGCUCCGAGAUGUGGGACUUCGAUCUCUACGGUGACCUCUACUUUGAGAAGGCAGUCAAUGGCUUCCUUUCAGAGCUGUUUUUCAAGUGGAAGAAGGAAGGCAGCAACCACGACGUGACCAUCGUGUUGUUCUCCCGCACCUACUACAAGGCCUCCAGCAUAGACGAGUUCCCCUCCUACAUGCGGGAGUGCCUGCAGGAGGACUACAAGGGAAGGUUCUAUGAGGACUUCUACAGAGUUGCGGUACAGAAUGAACGCUACGACGACUGGUCCCCAACACUGACACGUCUGCGCCGCAUGUUCAACAAUUACCUGCCCAGCGUCCUGCACCACCACCGCCAGCCGGGGGUGUCCGUGCCGGAGGCUGUCAACUCAUCAGCCUCGCAGGGAAACUUUCUCGAGGUCCUCAACAUAUCACUCAAUGUGUUUGAGAAGCACUACCUGGAUCGCAGCUUUGACCGCACUGGGCAGGUAUCUGUGGUGGUGACUCCUGGUGUGGGGGUGUUUGAGGUGGACCGGGAGCUCACCAACAUCACCAAACAACGCAUCAUCGACAAUGGUGUUGGCUCUGACCUUGUGUGUGUCGGGGAGCAGCCCCUGCAUGCUGUGCCCCUGCUGAAGUUCCACAACAAGAAGGGCGGUGUGAACGCAGAUGACUACAGCAUGCCACACACCUGGAUCAACCUCAGCUUCUACUCAGCCAAGAAGAAGCUGGGCUACGGCACCUUCACGCCGCGCAUCAAGCUGCCGCCUGAGAAGCUCAAGUCAGCACGGCGGGAACGGCAGGACUGCCUGGCCUCAGCACCCUGCAUGAAGCCGGCUCUCCAGGACACUGCGCUGCCCAACUCCAUCUUUGACUACGACACUUAUGAUGCGCAGGUCUUCAGGUUGCCAAGCAGUCACAAUAAUAAGACUUACCGCAGCCUGCAGCGCACCACCACAAGGAAGAAAAACAUCCCCGGGCAGCCACCAACCUCCACCUCAGUGCAGCCACUCACUAGGGUCAGCCUCCACCGCAAGCUGUCCGACCCUGACCUCUACAGUGGCAUGGAGCAGAUAUCCAGUUCCCUGGUGGCCAUUGGGACAUCAGUGAGCUCAGUGAUGGACAAGACGCCGGCCAUCAACAUUCCCGCUCGCAUCACUGAGAACAAGACGUACUCGCAGUCCUUUGGCGCCCUCAAUGUUGAAGGAGUACAGCGUCCACGCACACAGGCUCUGUAUGAGGGGGAGGAGACGUCCCCGUCACACUCCAUCAAGGUGGGCUCCUCUAAUGGCGCCUCCCCCUGCGAGAGGACACAGCUGACCAAGAACAAGCCCGUGAGCACCCAUCGGCCAGGGAGGUCACUCAUCAACCCCUUUGACCCCUCACAUGUGACCAUCAAGCUGACCUCAAACCGAAGGAGGUGGAUACACAUCUUUCCCAAAGACCAGACCGGCGUACUGAUCCAGCAGCACCACUACCAAGUCAACACCAGCAGGGUAAGAGAACAGCCAUCACCACUGCCAACACCAGAGGGGGACCUGUCCUCCACCCCUCACCACCAUCACCACCACCAUCACCACCACUACCACCACCACAUCUCUUCCACACCCACCAAGAAUGGACUGGAUGUCAUACCCGGCACCCCAGAGCAGAGGGCGUUCAAUGGGUCGGAGGUGACUGGUCUUCGGCCGAGGCAACUGAUAACGCAGCAAAGUCAGGAGAGUAUCAACGGGGUGAGGCGUGACAGCAGGCCCCGGACCACCUCACAGAACGGCUCCCUCACCUCGGCUGACAUGUCCAUGCGAGGCAUCGGAACCCCACAGAAGGCGUCUGUCUCAGGAGGUGUGGGGAGUGGCAGCUUGGGUGGGGGGCUGCGUACCGUUACUGGCGGCACCACGGGCAAGGCCAAGUUCCCGGCAACGCUGAUCUGGGGGGCAACGGGGGAGCAGGAGUGGACCGCUGGACUCACAACAGGUACGUGUGUGUGUAUGUGUGUGUGCGAGUGUGUGCUGUUUGUUGUCCUACGGGGUGUGUGGCUCUAAUUCUGUUUUCGUUUUUCUUAGUGAUGGUCAUGUCUGAUAAUUCUUUCACAUAUGUUUUGUCCUGGACUCACACAGCCUGAAAGAUGGGAUUCUUUACUUGAUCUGUUGGGUGACACAUACUCACCUUGUGUGUUUACAAAUUUGUCUUGGAUUGCAACCGCUGACAAAAAUUCUGCAGAUGUACAUAACUGAUUAGGGAAAAGGAUGACCCAAAAGAAAAAAUCAAGCAGCUCAGAAAGAAAACUUAGGAACUGCAGAAUGAUGAAAAAUAGGAUCUGGAUUGUAACCUUGGGAAGGUGCUGAGGGGCAAUGCCUCCCAAGAGAAUUUGUAUUCCUCCCAAGGUGCUCUGUGAAUCAUUCAUGUUAAUUUGAUAGCUUGAGUGAUGCUGUGUUUAAAGAUCCAGGACAUAAUUAUGACAUUUUAGUACCAUUUUUGAUAAAGCAAUUUAUUUGGUGUGAAAUGUGUAUUUCAUGAUCACUGUAUUCAUGGUACGCAAUAGGUGAUGGCAUUGAAUCAGCCACAAGUAAGUCUUCUGUGUUCCUUGUUACUGGAACAUCCAUUUUCUGUUCUACAAAGCUGUGGGGUCAUUGUUAACAAUGGUAUUUCUUCACUGGGAAAUUCACAUCUGGAAAUUGCCUUGUCAGGACCAAAGUUUUCAAAGCACUGUGCACUUUGGGAAAAGGGUUGCCGAACAAGUCUCGGCUUGCAUGUAAGUAGGAACUGAAACUCAUUUCCUGGAAUCACUGCAUCUUUUGACACUAAAAUGAAGGAAACUGUCUGGCUCUUAGCCGAUUAUAGAUAAAUGAAAGCACAAAACUUUGAGAGAUAAAUGAAAGCACACAACGUUGAGAACAUUUUGCCAGACACGUCAUUUUGGUGCUUUCAUCAUUCCCUUGCUCUCCGCCUCUUUAAAGGAGUAACCAUGGCCACAGGUCCGAAUAUCAGGCUUGAACCGAAGCAUAAGUGUCUUGGGGGAGAUAAGUGUCAGAUGUGCGGGAACCUGGAACAAAGAACAUUUUCUCUGACUAGCAAUGUUGGGUGGAAUAAGCUCUUCAGUGUGUGGAGGUGCUGCUGUUCCUGGCUGACAGCUCAGUGCGAUUCAUAUACCAUGAUAAAUGCGUGCACACACACACACA